Letharia lupina is the source of this 363-nucleotide messenger RNA. RefSeq lists its product as uncharacterized. Bases 1 to 363 code for a protein of 120 amino acids. The record is from RefSeq and is a predicted model, not a curated record. NCBI's taxonomy places the organism in Eukaryota, Fungi, Ascomycota, Lecanoromycetes, Lecanorales, Parmeliaceae. The transcript is spliced from 2 exons.
AUGGGUUGCGCAGCAUCCCGCGAAUCCAGCGGCCCCAAUAGCGACCACCGCCGCAAACACCACCCCUCCAGCUCCUACUACGACUGGGAUAAAAAAGGAGGCUAUAUCCCCUACCGACACAAAGGAGAGCGUAGGCCCCGUUGGCAUCAGGAGGACAAGGAAGCGUAUGCGCAACAGGUACGUGACGAAGCGGAGCGAGAACGGAAUCGUGAGGCGUUGAAGUAUUACAAUGUUCACGUAAAAAGGGGAAACCUCAGGAGACCGCAUGAUGAUGAUGAACGCAGGAAAGAGGCGGCGAGGGCAAAGAGGGAGAUGAUAAAGGUGUAUGCGAGUCCUGAUCUGAAAUCGCGUUGGAGCGAUUAG